This is a messenger RNA of Cantharellus anzutake, 915 nucleotides long. RefSeq lists its product as uncharacterized. The transcript has 4 exons. The coding region runs from base 1 to 915 and encodes 304 amino acids. NCBI's taxonomy places the organism in Eukaryota, Fungi, Basidiomycota, Agaricomycetes, Cantharellales, Hydnaceae. The record is from RefSeq and is a predicted model, not a curated record.
AUGUCUGCCUCACCUAGUUCUACUACCUUCCAAUCCCGUGGCUUCCAGGUGCCAUCUAGCUCUACACCUGUGCAACCAUCACCUACUGAUCUGCCCAUCAAUACUGAUGAAGUGGAUGAUAAUCAACUUGUUGGAGAUGCCAAUAAUGGCAGUGAUAGUGAAGAUCCUACUCCUGGUGAUGCAUCCACCAUCAAAAGUAUCGAGGCAGCAAUCACAAAAUAUGCAGCUCUCUAUGCUAUUUUGUAUUCUCCCUUUUUGACAAAGGGUUCCCUUAUGGCGGAACUAGACAGUGAUUUCCAUUCAUGGGCACCAGCAACAGUGUUUUUGUCUGUUGGAAAUUUCAAUCAAUUCUGUGUUCACAAAGUCUUUGAAAUGAAAUAUCCUAUAUUAACUAAGGAGCUCAGUGACCAAUCUGGGGCUAUGCCUUGUGUACCAGUGCUAAAGUCAGGCCAUGGCCCAACUCCAGAACAACUUCAGGAAUAUCUAGGAGUAAACCCUGAUUCUGCCAACCCAAUCGACCACUUGCCCUUGUUCUUAUUCCCAGACAAUGACCAAUCCCAUUGUCAGCAUGUGUUUUGCUCACAAAUUGUUGCAGCUUGCUACAACAAGGCAAUAAUUGUCCUUGUGUUUGGUCCUUCUGCACUCAUUGUCCCUGUUUCUUCCAUCCCCCUUCCAGGAUCUCCUGAGCUAGAGGAUUGGGAGCCUGCCAAAGGAUGUGCAUCACAAAAGGCACUAGGCAUCACAUAUGAGGUAACUGAAAUCAUGCCUGGUACUUUGGCUAUUGUUUCAAUGCUGGUCUAUUUCAUUUUAUCUGGGGACACUGAGAUGGCCUCUGGCUCUGGCAAGCCCAGUGCCACUAACUAUGUCAAUAUCCUUCUUAACCUAUAUGGUUUUAGCUUUACAGUGCUUCAAUGA